Messenger RNA from Chara braunii, 847 nucleotides. NCBI's taxonomy places the organism in Eukaryota, Viridiplantae, Streptophyta, Charophyceae, Charales, Characeae. The record is from the annotation of a GenBank genome assembly.
GUGGUGAGGUUUGGAACCGUUGUUCGGUUGUGCACUUAUCACCAUGGUUGAUACUCGCAGUGGGAAGAGCACCAUGCCGUAUGGUAAGGCUCAAGAGGAGCAGGUUGCCGCCAUCCGAAGAGAGAGAAGGGAGAAGAAGGAGCUCCUUAGGCAGGCAAAGAUGAAGAUGAUAGCCGAGGAGCAGGCGGCGAAGAAGAAGUUGGAGGAGGAGAUGAAAAGAUUGCAGCAAGAGGAAGAGAGAAUGAGAGUUGCAAAGGAGGAAGAGGUUGAAGAGGAGGAGCAACCGGAAGAAGAGCCCCUCAAACGAAGAAGAUUGGGGGAAGGAGCAGAGAGCAGUGGCACGAAAGAAGAUGACCGGUGGGUGGAAAGGAGGAUAAGUGAGUGGGUGGCUAAUUUAUCUAUGGGAGAAUACGAAGAGGCGAUGCUCUAUAUACCUCAGGAGGAGAAGGAAGCAGCAAUCAGGGAGAUCGAGGCAACGAGUGAUCCCCUAGAACGUCAGGCCAUAGAGAAUGAGAAGAGAGGUUGGACUGGAAGUUACGCCUGACAAGGGAGAAGAAGAGGAGGACGGAGGAAGCCAACAAGAUGGCCAGAGAGGUGGAAAGUUUACAGACGUGUAGACAAGAGUAGAGGACCAGCCUGACAUUCAGGCUAAAUUAUACAAGAUCCUUGGGAGCAUCGAGCUCCUAGGUAGGGCCUGGACUGAACACCAUCAGUCUGUUAAGGGCCAAGACAUGGCCCUCCACUCCAUCCGGUAUGGUUUCAGGGACUUCGCGCGGGAUGUAAUGACCCAUGUAGGGCCCGAAGUCAGGAAGCUAAAGGACAACGCAAAUAAAUUCUGCGCAGGCGC